Malassezia sympodialis ATCC 42132 is the source of this 1866-nucleotide messenger RNA. RefSeq lists its product as uncharacterized. Gene Ontology annotation, biological process: DNA-templated transcription initiation; RNA polymerase II preinitiation complex assembly. The record is from RefSeq and is a predicted model, not a curated record. The transcript is spliced from 2 exons. Lineage: Eukaryota; Fungi; Basidiomycota; Malasseziomycetes; Malasseziales; Malasseziaceae. Bases 1 to 1866 code for a protein of 621 amino acids. Gene Ontology annotation, cellular component: transcription factor TFIID complex; SAGA complex. Gene Ontology annotation, molecular function: DNA binding; protein heterodimerization activity; TBP-class protein binding.
AUGGGGUCGAACGCCCCCGGAGGCAACGGUGGCAUGCCGCCGAAUGCGACGCAUGUGAAUCUCCAGGGUCGUCCCCAACAAGGAAACCCUGGUGCUCAAAUGAACUCGCUUCAAGGUCUCCAGCCAGCGCUCGCUAACAAUCCAGAAUUCAUGGCUAUUGUCAACGCGGCACGGCAAGGCCGGGUAAGCGAGGAGCAACUCCAGCAGAUUCGUACCAUGCUCGCACAGCAACAGAGGCAAAAUGCUGUUCAGGUUUGUAUUUUUGCUAUUAACAGGCAGCAGCAGGUCAAUGUGGCACGUCCAGUGCAGACAAUAUAUGGGAAUGAAGCGGGCGGCAUCAAUCAGUCCUCGGCAAACAUGUUGCAGCAGCAGGCUCAGAUGCAAGCUCAGCAAGCGGCUGUGCAGCAGAAUCAGUCGAAGGCAGCCUCCAUGCAGGGCGUUGUUGGCCAAUCCCAAUUACCACGCCAUGAAGCUACAUUGAUGGAAAACUUCAACCGUGUCAUGUCCCCCCUCAUGGUGAAUAUUUCUCAGUUGGAAGCCUCUCUGCGCAACCCUUCUAUUUCUGCUCAGGAGAAGCAGCAGCAGCAAAACUUGUACAACGAACUAAAAAGCAAGCAGCUCAGCCUGGCACGUCAAGUGGCCGUCGCCCGGGAGCAAGCGCGGGCAAAGGACCAGCAGCAGUUCCAACUGAUUCUUCAACAGCAGCAAUCGCAGCAGCAGAAAGCUCAAGUUCAAUCGCAGGUUCAGGCCCAGGCCCAACAGGCUCAGGCUCAGAUGCCUGCUCACAUGGCUGCGCAGCAGGGGUCCCCUCUAAUUGCAGCGCAGCAGCCAGUCCCUCAAGUUCAGUCACAGCAGCUGUCUUCUCAGCCUCAGGCAGGUACGACGAUGCCUGGUCCAGCACAGCCCGGAUCUAACGCCAUGGACGCGACGAAUAGCGUUGGUGGCCAAAAACAAUCGGCUGGAAGCCCUGUUCACUCUACGCCUCAGGCACAGGAAUCUCGUGCCAUGGCUCCGUCGACGCCCCAGUCUGGGAGCAAGGCGGCUGAUGCGAAUGUGCGCAAAGAUGCGUCGGACACGCCCAACACGGCUAUGGCUGCUAUGCGCCCUAGUGCCUCUCAGAACGGAUGGGCCACAGGAACACCUAUUGCUGCAAUUACACCCACAUCCAACCUACUGCAGAACAACGGGCAGAGCAACGUUGCACCCAACAGUUCCUUGGCCACGAUGCUGGCCCAACAAACGUCCACACCACAAGCGUUCCCCAAUGCGUCAGGGCCCCGUCCCACACUCACGCAAGGCUUGGGCAUGUCGCCUGUAACGAAUACGCCGCCUGUGCUGGUACGACCGAAUCCCGUCGGUCGGGCGGGCAGCCUGGGCAAGGACGUUUUCACACCACGUGCCGGUCAGAAUUGGGAUGAGCUGCUGUCCCUUGGAGAUGGGACAACCACAGAAGCAGGACUUCAUCCAAGCCUGGACAGCGAUACUGUAUCAUCCCAGCUGGCGGAAUUAUUAGGCUCCUCCUCUGCUACACUGGGUCUUACUGGUGCAGCGGCGGGAAGUAACCGGCUAUUAACGAAGCGGAAAGUGCAAGAGCUCGUGAGCGAAAUUGAUCCGAGCGAGCAGCUGGAAGGUGACGUGGAAGAUCUCCUUCUUGAGAUCGCGGACGAAUUUAUCGAAAGUGUCACGUCCUUUGGUUGUCGAUUGGCGAAACAUCGCAAGGGCGAUCGCUUGGAAGUCAAAGAUAUCCAACUUCAUCUGGAGCGCAACUGGAAUUUGCGUGUACCAUUCCCAGGCUCCCUGCCCAUUCCCCCCACGCGUACCAAGGCGCCCAGUGCGCCCAAAGGCGGUCAGAACGCGGGGUCAUAA